UUUGAAUUUCGCAAUUUUUUUCCACCGUCACUCUAAUUUCUUUUAUUUUUCUUCAUCCAAACAAGAAAAUUAGUACAAUUUCCUCAGUUUAAUUUUCCUCGCGGAAAUCGAUUCCAGAAAAAGAAAAAAAUAAAAAAGAAAAUUCGAAACCCGUGAACUCAUUGCUCUCAUCACACCGUUGCAAAUGCGAAGCAAAACGACACGCGCACAUUUUUUUUUCUCUCUUUCUCUAGCUGAUGAGUGAUGGAGCAGUUAUAGUAGUUGUUGAAGUGAGGAAGCAGUGUGAAGUUUUCAGAUCUGAUUUUUGAUUCAAUCAUAGGGGAAAAUGAUGAGCUGGAUGGAACUCAGAAGAAGAUAAUGAAGUUCUAUGUAUCUACCACCGGGAUAAAGAGAGUCACCUUAUCGUCAAAGGCCGCCGCAGCAGCUAACGCCGCCGCCGGAGGAAAAGGAUCGUCGAAGUCUACUGCCGCGGAUGCCGCUGUUAGUCGCCGGAGUUUUUCAUCCCGGACUGUGCUGCCGGCGGUGGUUCUGUUCGGGAUCGUGUCGCUCUUCGUCUUCGUGAGGAUCGCGGUUUUGGUGCUCGAAUCUUCCGCUGUUUGCUCCUCUCUCGGUUGCGUGGGAUGGAGGUUCUUCAGCGGGGGUGACCCAUCCCUGAAACUCAGAGAUGAGCUGACCAGAGCGUUAAUAGAGGUAAAUGAUGACAACGUUAAUGAAGGAGAAGUGGUGUCAUUCAACGAGCUUGUGAAAAUGAUGGCGUCUGAGCAAGACUUUAAGGCGUUUGCUAUCAAGACCAAAGCCAUGCUGUUACAGAUGGAGCGCAAGGUGCAAUCAGCAAGAAAGCAAGAAUCAGUUUAUUGGCAUUUAGCUUCACAUGGUGUACCAAAAAGCCUACAUUGCCUUUGUCUGAAAUUGGCUGAAGAAUAUGCCGUAAAUGCCAUGGCCAGAACACGCUUACCUCCUCCUGAAUAUGUGUCUCGCCUUUCUGACCCUACCUUCUUCCACAUAGUUCUCCUAACUGACAACGUCCUUGCUGCAUCUGUUGUUGUAACCUCUACUAUUGAAAGUUCAGCCAGCCCUGAAAAAUUGGUUUUUCAUAUUGUUACAGACAAGAAAACUUACACUCCAAUGCAUGCCUGGUUUUCCAUAAACCCUGUGAAAUCAGCAGUUGUUGAAGUCAAGGGAUUACACCAGUACGAUUGGUCUGAAGAAGUGAAUGCUCGUGUCAAAGAGAUGGUGGAAACUACUCAAUCAAUUUGGAAACACUACUACAAGAAUUAUGCAGAAGAGGAUGAACUACUCGACUAUAAUCAAGAGUAUAAGAGAUAUUUGGAAGCUUUAAGACCCAGCAGCCUUUCCUUGUUGAAUCAUCUUCGAAUCUACAUCCCUGAGCUGUUUCCAGAUUUGAACAAGGUGGUGUUGCUGGAUGAUGAUGUUGUAGUACAGCAUGACAUAUCUUCGUUGUGGGAAAUUAACCUUAAUGGUAAAGUCAGUGGUUCAGUAUUUAAGUCAUGGUGUUAUAAUGAGGAAAGCUGUUGCCCUGGAAAUAAAUACGUGGACUUCUUGAACUUUUCACAUCCUAUCAUAUCAGUCAACUUUAACCCUGACAAGUGUGCAUGGCUCUAUGGCAUGAAUAUCUUUGAUGUUGAAGCUUGGAGGAGAACAAAUAUUACUGAAACCUACCAUCGAUGGUUGAAACUAAAUGUGAAGCAUGGGCUAUCAUUGUGGAACCCAGGAGUGCUUCCACCUGCAUUGAUUGCUUUUGAUGGUCAAGUGCAUCCGGUGGAUUCAUCAUGGAUUGUUACCGAUUUAGGUUAUCGCCAUCAAUCAGAACAAAUUAGAAAUAUCAGACAUAGAAUGGAAGAUGCUGCUGUUGUUCAUUUCAAUGGCCCUGCAAAACCAUGGCUUGAAAUUGGUUCACCUGAAGUUCGUGGUCUAUGGAAUACAUAUGUUGAUUUCUCAGAUAAGUUUAUUAGGAGCUGCAGGAUUACAGCGUGAAACAUUUUCCACCAUCCACCUCCCCAGCAUUAUUGAUGUGAUUGAAGCAAUUAUGAUGAAACCGUAUGGGAUCGGAGGGAAGAAGGUUUUGCCUUCAGUCUCUGACUCAUGCUAACAGAUGAUAUAUAUAGGUGAUGAAGAACUACUACCACACAAUAUAUACCUUAUUAGAAAGAAGCAAUAGCUGCAUCAGUUUAAGAAUCGAUCAUAUAUAAAACAUUUAUAAUCUAGUUGUCUAACAAUGCUGUAAAAAUUACUUGCUUUUUCUAUAUGGAUCGGAGUAAUUGUUUCACUUGUAUAGCAUUAUAAUCAAUAAUCCAAUAGGACGUGUGACGUUAAAAUACUUGAUAAGUAUUUGUUCUAAUAUAAAAAGAGUUCUGUUUAUUGCAAAACUA
Molecule: messenger RNA, 2390 nt
Organism: Arachis stenosperma
Lineage: Eukaryota; Viridiplantae; Streptophyta; Magnoliopsida; Fabales; Fabaceae
Product: probable galacturonosyltransferase 15
Exons: 6
Coding region: 358-1995 (545 amino acids)
Molecular function (GO): polygalacturonate 4-alpha-galacturonosyltransferase activity
Source: RefSeq, a predicted model, not a curated record